GGCCCGUGACACGCUUUCCGCUUGGCUUGGCCUUGCCCUGUUUCAGGCCACCGAUGGCCUCAUUUGUUGUUGUUGUUGGUGUUGCCGUUUUCAGGGCAUGAAGAUUGCGAGGGCUUGGAUCGGAGGAGAUGGCGAUACGACGUCUUUGUUAAUGUUAUUAAGGCUUGAUAGGGUGAGGAUUCGUGAAGCAGAUCUGUAGGGAGAGAGAGCGAGAGAGAGAGAGAGGGGUGUGUGGUUUUGGUGAAGAAGGAGAGAUGAUCGAGGCGAGAGUGUUGCGUGAUUUAGUGUUUUUUUGGAGAUGUAGCAUGUUGGUGUGAUUGAAGGAGGUUUGGAGAUGAAACCAUGGCGUGGGCGAGAUGGCAAGAUGAGUUGUGGCUGUAGUGCGCUGUGGUGCUGUGCACAUAGCAGCGUAGAUCGGGGUUGAGCGGGAGCGUCGGUGAGGGAGUUGGUGGGAUAGGGUUAGCAGUUGAGUGAGCAUUGGUGGUUAUGAAUUUCUGCGAGGUUGGCAAGUGAUGCCGGCCAUGGCUUCUGUAGAAACUAUGGCAAGGUCGCAGCAGGAGUUGCUUGAAGCUGGCCGGGCGAAGUUGGCGAGGUUCAAGGAGAGGAGCAAUAAGAAUAAGAAUAGAAACAAGAACACUUCCCCGAAGCAGAGGGGUGCUACUACGGACGCGAAGAUCAAUGUGAAUGGAAACCCUAAAGCUGAUUCGUCGAGUGAAGUGUUUGCUAGUUCUCAUCCUGAUGUGAUAACAGACGUAAAGUUUGGGAGAGAAGAUGCACACAGUAAUGGUAUUGUGGUAGAUCAGCCUUGUAAAAUUGAAAUAGAGCCAGUUGUGAAGAUAAACGAGCAAGUAGUUGCGGAUCAGAGAGGACAGUUUGUGCUGUCGGAUAUCUCCAAAAGGUUCGAGAAUGACGAUGAGGGCGUCCGGAAGCAGCUAGAGGCAGAAGAGCUCAGGAGGAAGGGGCGUGAGGCCGAAGAGGCAUCGAGGAAGGAGCGGGAAGAUGUAGAGCAGGAAAAACAGCUAGUGAUUGUGGAGCGUAUUACGAGGAUUGAGCAUGAAGCAGAAGAAAGGAAGCAGAAGCAGCGGGAGGCUGAAGAAGCUAAACGAAAGGAACGUGAGGAUGCUGAAGACGCGAGAAGACAGGCGCUCAUUGCUGAAUUCGCUCUUCGAAAGGAGCGCGAAGCUGAAGAAGCUAAGCGGAAGGAGCGUGAAGCAGAAGAAAUGAAACGGAGGCAGCUUUUCAUUGCCGAAGUUUCGAGGAGAAAGCAGCGUGAAGCAGAAGAGAACAAGAGAAAGGAACGUGAGGCUGAAGAGAAUAUGAGGAAGGAGUACGAAGCCAAUGAGGUGAGGAGGAAGCAGCGCGAGGAAGAAGAGGCUAGAAAGAAGGAGCGUGAGGAUUUCUCAGGCCUUGAGCAGCACAUCCAGGACCUAACCGAAGAAAAAUUUGCGCUUCAUCGGGAGCUCGCUAAAGCAAGGGCGAUGACAGAAGAGUUUGUUUCAGAGCAUUCUGCAUUAGUGGAAAAUUUUAAUCAUCAGGGUCAGCUGGUGAAUCAAUUGUCAGAAGACAUAGAACAACUUCAAGAGAGGAUGAAGGAACGGGAAGCAUUUAUAAUGGCUCUGGUAUCUGAAAGGGAUAGGGCUCGACAAGAUUCUGAAGCAGCUCGAGAGCAGUCCCAAACCAUGGCCGGUGAAGUCAUUGUUUUGGAAAAUCGUAUACGCACAUUGCGGUCUCAUGAGCUGAAAAUGGAGAAAGACGUGUCCAAUUUUAGUUCUGAGAUGGAAUCUCUAAGAAAGCAAGCUGCUAAUUGGGAACAGGAUCGUGCCCACUUGCAGACUCUGAUUGAUGCUUUACAAGAAGAAAAGAAAGUUCUUCAAGUUCGUCUUCGGAAGGUAGCGUCUGGUGAAAGAGAGUUUACUUAUCGGAGUGAAAACUCAGAAGCGGUACAAUUGAGACAACGAGUUUUGGCUGAUGCUUCUACCUCCACUGAUGAUUUACCUCCUUCUCCACUGAAAAUUCACAGUGAUGGUCCUUCGACUCCUUUGGAUUCUCCAUCUCUCGACUCCCAGCACCCUAGUCGACGAUUUGAGGAGCCUCUCUUUCGCCCAAUCACCGCUCAUUCAUCGCAGCAUAGGUUGACCACUGAGUUCUCAGUGCCUCCUGUUGUGGGACCCGCUUUGUCAAGUUUUAUGUAUCCUCCUUCACCUUUGGAGGCUGGAUCUUCAUCAUUGCCGGCAUUAACGGGUGACCCUCAAAGUGGUCGGUAUCAAAGUAUUGAGCUGCCAGCAUCGUGUAUAUCCAUACCAGCAGAUCUAAUGAGAACCAUCAAUAACAUCAAUGAUAUCAUUGCCUCACUGGGUGAAGAGAGAAUUGCCAUCGUAAAAGCACUGAAGGCGGAGUCCAAAGGUGCUGCAGAAUUGAGAGUCUUAAAUGCUGAUCUGUCUAGGAAGCUGGAAGCUACCACACAACAGUUGGAACUUGUUGUGGCUCAAAGAAUGGCUGAUGGGAGUUCCACUGGUGUGCCGACUGCUUCUAGAAACGCAGGAGCAGCUGCUUUGGAUUAUGUCGAUGAAGGGGAUGAAGUUGUUGAACGUGUGUUUACUUGGAUCAUGCAGCUGUUCCCUAACAGAACUUCAAGGCGAAAUGGGGUGAAAAGGCUGUAGUCCUUGACAGUACCUGUUUGACGCUGUGAUGAUUGGUUUCUCUUGUUGACGAGGACCAGAGGGUACGGCCUUGAGACAUAAAUUUGUGGCGAUGGAUUCUGAACGGUGGUUACUACAGAUCUGCAUUUAUGUUUCACAGAAAAUUUGCACACUGAUUGGAGGGCUUCUUCAGCAAUUCAUUCUUCUCAUGUGCGCAUCAUAGAUGAGAAGGCAAAGGUUUAGGGUUGAACAUGUAAUAUAAAGGCCACUGGGAGCUGGCUUCAAUAUAUUAUUUUAGAUAUUCUCAAAAGAAUAAUUGACAUUCUUUUUUCCUCGCUCUACAUCGUGGUUCUCUUUCAAUUAUUUAAAAUUGAUCAGCUUUAUGGCUGAAGCCUGUCUCCAUGACCUC
Messenger RNA from Physcomitrium patens, 3048 nucleotides. RefSeq lists its product as uncharacterized. NCBI's taxonomy places the organism in Eukaryota, Viridiplantae, Streptophyta, Bryopsida, Funariales, Funariaceae. The record is from RefSeq and is a predicted model, not a curated record. Gene Ontology annotation, biological process: regulation of growth.